ACCCAAGACUUCUUCUUUCCUCAGAGGCUCGUCUUACUGGGAUACUUAUACUGUACCUGCUCGUAACUGCCGCUGUAAUCGUAAAGAACAUGAUGCUCAUCCUGUCAUGUCCCUUGUUUUCUUCGGAUUUCUCGUUUCUCUUCUCAAUUGACCUCCGAACUUUUCUCUUUUACCACUGACCCUCUUUUCACUCUACGAUCCUUACUUGGACUUUUAUUUCAUCUUAAAAUGUCUCCCUUUUUCUGUUUUUUUUUUUUUUUUUAUCUGAUAAUCAAAUGUCAUUGCACUCCUUAUGUCCUUGCUCCCCUUCACUGCUUUUAAUGGCAUGUUAUCCAGCAGAUGAGAAGUCUGUCCAGGAGGAGGAGUGUGUGGAGUGUCAGCAUCCAGACUGCCGCGAGCGCCGUCGGGCCUCCAAGGUGUGCCAUCAUCCAGAUUGUCAGGACCUGAACAAUAAGAGUCCUCUCCACCUGUGUGAGUCAUGCGACUCCCGCUGCCACUCUGACGAGACCGACAACAUGCACUUUGACCGUCACCCUCGCUUUGACCUGCAGCCACAGAGUUCCAUCCUGGCUCGGAAUGUGUCCACUCGCUCUUGCCCCCCACGCACCAGCCCUCCUUCUGACCUGGAGGAGGAGGAAGAGGGCGGCACAGAGAAAGGGGGUAAGGUAGGACCUAUGAAGAUCCGGAAGAAGCCCCGGAGACGGUAUACUGAUGAUCCCACCAAGGAGUGCUUCACUCUCAAAUUCGACCUGAACGUCGACGUGGACACAGAGAUCGUUCCCGCAUUGAAAAAGAAGACGCUCAGAGAGGUGCUGGGGCCUGUUUUCGAGCGUAAAGGGAUCGAGUUGUCUCGAGUUGACUUGUUCCUGGACCAGUCCAACACCCCUCUGUCACUCAGCUUUGAGGCCUACCCGUUUGGAGGACAUUACAUCAAAGUUAAAGCUCGUCCUGGCGAUGAGCUGAAGGUAGAGAAGGAAGUAAAGGAGUCUCUCACGCUGCCCAAUAUGAAGAUUUCAGCAGGGGGCAGUCAGUACAUCCUCAACCCCUCCCAUGACAAGGUUGAACAUGACGUACUUACCCAGGAGAGUGUGGACAUACUGGGUCAGGGUCAAGCACGUCGGCGAAAGAACAUGACCCAGUUCCUGGGGGAUGCCAGCAUCCCGUCUCCAGACUCCCUGGCCCAGCUCGGCGGUUCUCUCCCGACCAUCUCCAAUUCUGGUUACGACAAACAAAAGAACCGCGGCGGUAACCGCAUUAGCAGUUUCUUCUUUCCCUCUUACAAGGAAGUGGACCGUGUGGAGCAGCUCAACACCCGAUUACAGAUGUACACGUGCCAUGGCUUGCCUAAAGUGCACCCACAGCUCUCCUUCCACCAUGACUCCUGGGAGGGGGAGGAAGUAGAGCCUGACCUGACACUAGAGGACAGCUGGCAACAGCUGCUGGAAAACCCAGAGACGCUGAGCAGACGGCAGUUCCACCAGCAAGAGGCGAUAUGGGAACUGUUUCACACUGAAGCCACCUACAUCAAGAAGCUGAAGGUCCUCACUGAUAUUUUCCAGUGUGGCCUGCUAAACCUGCAGGACUUUGGCCUCCUCAAUGAAGUAGAACCAGCCAAGCUGUUCAGUAACAUCCCGGACCUGGUGCGGGUACACACAGCGCUGUGGAGUCAGGUCAUGUUACCGGCGCUUCAAAAAGCUCGGCAAGACCGCAGCCUGCUCGAUCCGACCGAUCUGCACCAGGGAUUCCUGACUUUUGCGUCCAGGUUCCAGCCGUACCUGCGCUACUGCAUGGAGGAGGAGAGCUGUAUGGAGUACAUGCGCGCUCAGCUGAGAGACAACGAGCUCUUCAAGAUCUACAUCACUUGGGCCGAGGGGGACAAGCAGUGCAAUCGGUUGAAGCUGGCUGAUAUGCUGGCAAAGCCGCACCAGAGGCUCACCAAAUACCCCCUGCUCCUCAAAACCAUCCUGAAGAAAACAGACGAACCUCCAGCAAAAGACUGUCUCCUGAGCAUGGUGGCGAGUGUGGAGAACUUCAUCAACAGUGUGGACUCUCAGAUGCUGCAGAGGCAGGAACAGCAGAAGCUGGCGGCCAUCUCGGCUCGGGUAGAGAGCUACGAGGCGGUGGAGGGAGGCAGUGAGGAGGUGGAGAGGAUCCUGAAAGAGUUUAACCACAUCGACCUGACGGCUCCUAUGAGCUCCGUGUCUUCAGAAGAGACAAGACAGCUCCAUCUAGAGGGAGCGCUACGAAUGAAAGAAGGCAAGGACAGCAGGAUGGAAGUCUAUUGCUUCCUAUUCACCGACCUCCUGCUCAUCACGAAGCCGGUGAAGCGUUUAGAGAAGGUCAAAGUGAUCCGGCAGCCUCUCCUUCUCCAUAACGUCGUGUGCAAGGAGCUCAAAGAUCCAGGGUCUUUUGUUCUCGUCUACCUCAAUGAGUUCAAAAGUGCUGUGGCCGCCUAUUCGUUCCAAGCCAACAGCGCCGCCCAGGGGCGAAGCUGGAUCGAUACAAUCAACACUGUCAAGACCCAACUGCAGCGGCUGCGUUUCGAGGAGGCACGACGGCACCAGCCUGGACAAAAAACGAGGCUGGAGAAAGACGACAUGGAGGACGGAGGUGAGCAGAGCAGUACCUCCACAGCCAGCUCUCCACUCCUUGGAAAUAAAGGACAACUUAACACAGGGAACUCUGACGGCUCUACAGAGACGCUGUCCGUGAUGGAAACGGAAGAUUCAGGAGCGUGCUCGGAUCUGCAAACCGAUUCCGAUACGGUAUCGUCGUCUCUCCCCAGCAUCGUCGAGCCCCAGCCUCUCCAGCACGCCCCCGAGGGCUCAGAACUUGACCCAGAGCAUCGCAGUCUAUCCAUGGACAGUGCCUAUGGCACCCUUUCCCCUGAGUUGCUGCUCGAUCUGCAAACCCAGACACACACCAGCGAGCAUGAGAGCACCGAAGAGGAGACGGAAGGAGACAGUGCCAAGGUAUCAGCAGCGGGCGUAGAGAAGGAGGAGGAAGAAGAGGAGGAAGAAGAGUCAGAUGACAGGAGCUCAUCAGGCUCUCGGAUCUCGGUAGCAUCCCAUCUGAAACCCAGGCGGCGUCCGCCGGUGCAGUCUCGCACGCACUGUCUCCAGAAGCUGAUGAUGCAUAAGUGUCAUUCGGAGGACAAUUUGCUGCAGCUGGUCAACGGAGAGGGGAAACAAGGUUCAAGUGGAGAUGUUGCACAGGGCUCAGAUGCCCCUUACCAGCUGGGUCUGGAAUGGGCCGAGGGGCGGGCACACAGCAGGAGCCUGACCGAGCUGAACCUAGGUAAGACAGAAGCUUCUCAGCAGAGAGAGACGGAGAGGUCACAGAGCGAGCGGUUGGCGUGCAGCUUGCCGUCCUACGUGUUCAGGAACACACUGAGGCGGCGAAACUACAGAAAGGACAAAACCAAAGGCUCGAUGGACCGCAGCGGCUCAGACGGGGAAAUUACACCCGCCGAAUCUAAGGCGGCAAACUGUGGUGUUUUAGAGGAUGAGAUGGGCAGUGGGAAGAAAUCACGGCAGCACAAGAAGCUCACGGUGGCACAGUUGUAUAAAAUACGCAACACACUCGUGCUGAACUCCACGCUCACAGCCUCGGAAGUGUAGAAGCGCCCACUUCGUCACUCCGCCAGCAGCACCACUUUCAGCCCCGUAGGACUGAGUUGCUUGCCACAUGAAUGCACUCUAAGUAAUGAGCAGAACUCAUGAGCUUUAUUUUCGUUGCACUUUUGUAAUAAUACGAGUAGCUUUAACAAAGGGGGGAGGCUUUUGGAGAAAAAAACGACUCUGGAGCAAUGGGAAAUUUCUUUUUUUCCCAUUUCGGUCCGAUCCAUUCGUGCACUUGGACCUGAUCAGAAUGGGAGGAAAGGACAAAGGACAGAGGAUCCAAAGGGUUGAGUUAACUUCACUGUUCAUGUGAAGUGUUUCAAAAGAGUUCAAAGACUCACAGUGUUCUUGUUCAGUCAUUACACGUUAUCCUUCAGUGGAAAUGGAAAUACCUCUAAUGUGGAGGCGAGUCUCAUUUCAGGUCCGUAUCCUCGACCUCGAGUUCAGACUGUCCAGAUGACUUUCUUACGUGGAUCUGUCAAUGCUUUGAUGGCAGUGAGUCCUCAAUCAGCUGCCAUAUCCAGUAUGUGUUGGGAAAAGAAAAGAAAAAAGCCAUACGGAGGCUCGUCUACACGCGGAAAAAGCAAAACCAAAAAUUAGGCUGUAAUUGCACGGUUCAAAAGUUUGCAUAAUCUGUUUAACAGUUCACACACGUUCACUGUAUUUUGUGUGUGUGUGUGUAAAUGGAGUAUGAGAUGUUGACUGUGAACAUGUAAUGCCAUUAAGGCUGUAUGUGUAAGAUAAAGAGUGUGUGCGUGUUAAUGUAAAUUAUGACCUAAAAUUCACGCUGAAACCAAAAAUAAUUUAGGAGAUGGCUUGGGAAAUGACUUGAGUAGCCACUGAAUAGGCUUUGUUAAACACGAGGACCAGUAUUAAGUUUAAAGCAGCAGUGAUCACGUUUUUUGGUGUGUCUGUGUGUGUGGGCACGUGUUAAUGAAUACAGUCUCAUUAUUUGUACAAUGUUAAUAUUCGAGAGUAGCUCGAGAUAUUAAUAAUUUGAGGUGAACUGAAACUCACUAAUGUUUAAGGUGAUGUCCGGAUAUCAUACAACAAAGCAUUGAAAAGUGACUCCGUACUGAACUUCUUUGUCACUCUUAACGUCACACGGAUUUACUUUUAAGACUGAAGAACGUGGUCAGGAUUUAUUUUACCUUUUUUUUUUUUUUUUAAUAAUUGUGGGAAGGUCCUGAACAAGACUUUGUUCUCAACUUGUGUAACACUGCAACAAUGUCUACAUACAUUUCUUUUUUGGUCAGUAUCAUUUGGUUUGGUUUUUCAAUUAAUUCUGAAUCACCUGAUCACAGAUCAGCACUUAUUAGGAACCACUUUUGGAUUCUUUUUCUUUUUUCUUUUUUUUAAUUCAAGACACUGAACAUAUAACAGGAUUUGGGAUUUAGACUGAAUUACCUGGUUUCUGUAAACCAUACAUUAACAAUAGGCUUAUUUAUGAAAAGAAUGAACAAAUGGCCUACAUUUCUUAAUAAUGUUUAAAUGUGUUAAAAUACAUUCUGCCUAAUUAACUAAACCAAAUCCUUUAAAUUGUACUAUUUGUAAAUUUGCCCAAAAUUAAUAUUGUGUUAAUUGUUUACUUCCUAGUUGUUGUUGUUUUUGUUUAUAAUAUUUAUUAAGCUUGCUUUGUUUUUAUAUAAGAAUCAUAAUUUGUAAAUGUAUUGUUUGUUUCAUGACUUUUUUUUUUUUUUUUACUAUGUGUCAACUGUUCAAUUGUCUUUUGUUUAAUUAAGAGGUUAAUUUGCUGAGAACCAAAAUAACUCAGUUCCCAGUGUUUGGGAAACGGUCCUGUGUGUAAUAAAAAAAAAAAAAGCAUCUG
This is a messenger RNA of Clarias gariepinus (North African catfish), 5448 nucleotides long. It is a transcript of the gene plekhg5b, whose product is annotated as pleckstrin homology domain containing, family G (with RhoGef domain) member 5b. The transcript has 21 exons. Gene Ontology annotation, molecular function: guanyl-nucleotide exchange factor activity. Gene Ontology annotation, biological process: endothelial cell migration; Rho protein signal transduction. The coding region runs from base 276 to 3620 and encodes 1114 amino acids. The record is from RefSeq and is a predicted model, not a curated record. Gene Ontology annotation, cellular component: endocytic vesicle; plasma membrane; axon. Lineage: Eukaryota; Metazoa; Chordata; Actinopteri; Siluriformes; Clariidae.